This is a messenger RNA of Trichobilharzia regenti, 435 nucleotides long. Lineage: Eukaryota; Metazoa; Platyhelminthes; Trematoda; Strigeidida; Schistosomatidae. The record is from the annotation of a GenBank genome assembly.
AUGGCGCCGUUUAGAAGGAGUAAGAAACCCCCACCAGAGGGGUGGGAGCUGAUUGAACCAACUAUCGAGGAAUUAAAUAGGAAAAUGCGGGAAGCAGAAACAGAUCCUCAUGAAGGGAAGCGUAAAGUAGAGGCUGAGUGGCCUAUCUUCCGUAUCCACCACAAAAGGUCCCGAUUUAUUUAUGAUUUAUACUAUAAGAGAAAAGCGAUUUCUAAGGAAUUAUACGAAUUUUGCUUAAAAGAAAAGAUUGCCGAUGGUAACUUGAUUGCCAAAUGGAAGAAGCAAGGAUAUGAAAACUUAUGUUGUUUGAGAUGCAUUCAGUCUAGAGAUACAAAUUUUGGGACAAAUUGCGUUUGUCGAGUUCCAAAGUCAAAGUUAGAAGAAGGGAAGAUUGUUGAGUGCCAAAGUUGUGGCUGUCGUGGAUGUUCCGGUUGA